AUGAUAUACAGCUUACCAAUACGGGACAAAGCUAUUUCUGGUUUUAGAACUGCAGGAAUAUAUCCAUUAAACCCGGAUAAAUUUACCGGAGAAGAUUUUGCUCAUGCAAAUCAAAUAAGACCCCUGAAGUUUCUACACCCGAUACAAAGAGCGAUAUUGAGAGACCAUCAACACCCAUUCCUGGGCCUUCUACAUCACGAGAAUCUCCAAACAACUAGAAAAAGCCGUGGAAAAAAGAAGAAUGACAGCAGCCAAGAAAGUUAGAAGAAACUUAAC
Acanthoscelides obtectus is the source of this 276-nucleotide messenger RNA. NCBI's taxonomy places the organism in Eukaryota, Metazoa, Arthropoda, Insecta, Coleoptera, Chrysomelidae. The record is from the annotation of a GenBank genome assembly.